Adineta ricciae is the source of this 193-nucleotide messenger RNA. The record is from the annotation of a GenBank genome assembly. NCBI's taxonomy places the organism in Eukaryota, Metazoa, Rotifera, Eurotatoria, Adinetida, Adinetidae.
AUGUAUACCGCCUAUACCGCCUAUACCGCCCUAUACCGCCUAUACCGCCUAUACCGCCCUAUACCGCCUAUACCGCCUAUACCGCCUAUACCGCCUAUACCGCCUAUACCGCCUAUACCGCCUAUACCGCCUAUACCGCCCUAUACCGCCUAUACCGCCUAUACCGCCUAUACCGCCUAUACCGCCCAUACCC